Molecule: messenger RNA, 2358 nt
Organism: Xylona heveae TC161
Lineage: Eukaryota; Fungi; Ascomycota; Xylonomycetes; Xylonales; Xylonaceae
Exons: 5
Coding region: 89-2332 (747 amino acids)
Molecular function (GO): protein binding
Source: RefSeq, a predicted model, not a curated record
GAGUAAUGACGUUCUAUCUUGCAGCCAUCGUUCUAAAUAGCAAUUUUCACUCUCAAGAUCUUGAGUGGAACAAAAGUCCAAUACAAGCAUGUCGCUCCGAUGUCACAUGUGUGGCAUGAAUCUUGGUGAUACUGAGAUCGAUUGGAUGAACAAUCUAUAUAUUAAAACUCUGAAAAUAUCCCGCCGCAAAUUACACUACUUUCACGGCUUGUCGAAGACCUAUAGAGCUGGACAUGAUGAUGACGAUGGCUCGGUCAAUUUCGGCGUUCACUCAGCAUGCCUUCAAAUCCUUUCAAAGGCUCUCCAAGCUAUAGGGCUCAUGGGAAUUCCCACUACCCUCUGUAUGCUUCUACAAGAUAUCCAUUUUCACGUGAUGUUCCAGACAGACAGAGCUGCAACCUACAUUGAUCGUGACAGCCGCUCUGUAUCAUGUCAUUCCAUUCCGUGUGACGAAGAUGAAGAUUCAGUGUUUGCACACCCUCUUCCAGUUUUCUGGGAAGACCUAGAAGACUGUCACCUGCCGGAGAGAGACGAAGAGAAAGCCGUGAUUGCAAUUCUCCAGCGUUCAAAAACCGAUCAACUGCUGAAACUCCCUUGUGAAGUCAUGUCCCUGGUGCUGCAGUACUUGCCUCCGGCAGACCUUCAUUGCCUAAGGGCCAUCAGCCUAGCCGCAAGGCUUGCAACGCUCUCGAAUCAUUUCUGGAGGAACCGCUACGAAGCUGACAUUCCAUAUGCUGAUCUGAUCAGCGGGAGGGGUGCUUCUACAUUCGAAGUCAAAUAUAAGAUUCUAACCCGGAACCUAAAUCAUGGAACUGGACGAGCGGCUUUCUCAUUGCAAAACCUGCACAGAAUCUAUUACCAUGCUCAUAGACUGUGCAGCGUUAUAUCCUCCAGAGUACCUCUUGGUCCAAAAAGAGGGUUUAUUCCAGUUUCUUUGCUAGCCGCCCCUAUCCAUAUCUCAUUUCUUCGAGUCGGACGUUCAGCCUUUAUCGCUGGUCUAUGGUCUUCGUUAGAUGAGUCCUUCGGGUACGGCUAUCGUUAUUAUGGUGAGCCGACCAAAUCAUUCAAUCAUUACAAGAGCCGAUGCAGUCCUUGCUCUGGCCAAGUUGUGCUUUAUGGAGCAGAAAGUGGUAUUGUUGGUCUAGGAUUCAAACAAAGCUCUUCCGAUGAGGUAUAUAUUGGUCUUCAAAAUUCCGGGACAGAUUGCAUAUAUCACGGUGUAGGGUCAUACCAGGAACGCGACGGAUUAUAUCUCGAAUUCGAUAGUCUGAAACUCAGAGGAGUAAAAUUCGGGCCUGAAAACGAGCUGGUAUCACCGUUACUGUGGACACCACAUUUAUUACCCUCAUCCUGCCUUGCCAUUGACGUUUCAUCUCGAAUUCAGCUGCAUGAAUCGGAGCCUCGGCAUCUUUGCUACUUUGGCAAUCCAAAGGACAAUUUACUGGAGAAAUUAGUCCAGAUAAAUGCAUUUUUUACGCGUCAAGAUGAAGCUAUUACCGGAUUAGAAUUUGAGUAUUACCAGAAGCCAUCAAUAAAGUGGGGCCCCUGUGUUGGUAGCCGUCUUUGCAGGGUCAUUGAUGGUCCGGGCGGUGAAAGGAUAGUUUCUGUAGAAGUCUCAGCUACGGACCGAGGCAUAGAAUCAAUCAUACUAUAUACCAACUCACAACGCAGGCUUGUGCUCAAUUCAACUUCAACUCCAAAUUCCUCCUUGGUCACAGACAAAAGCACCAAUGUAAUAGUUAUAACGGGCUUUUUUGGCCUCUUCCGGAAUACCUCAGUUUCAUCAACGGGGAGUCCAUCUUUGAAGACCAUCGGCAUACUAUCAGAGUCAUCAGACCUGCCAGCAGUAAUCUCAAAGCAAGAUAGAACAGGCGAUGGAACUGUUCCUCUGCAUGCACUUCGAAAAGUGUCGCAACCAGUCUGGAAAACAUGUGUUGCAUCUGCUUCUGCAGAAGAAGUUUCGAAAAUUACUGUUCGAAUUGAUACCCAUGGAAGGGUGGCCGGCAUGAAAUUCACCUACAACAAUUGCGCACUCGACAGCAUCUUUGGAGACUAUCAGACUGGUAACAACGAUGAGGAAAUUCACGAAGCAUGUUUGUCGUUCGGGGAAGAUCUCUUGGGAAUCCGCUGCUCUUAUCACCGUAAAAGUAAAAAUUACGAUCGAAAGACCCUGCGAGGUUUGGAAUUCUCGACAUCCAGGCGCGUUCUGACUUUUGGUGAGACCUCAAACGGACUCUGCUCUGUCGAGCACCACGUGCUCGAGUCAAAUACAGGAAAGUGGAUAUACUGGGUCUACAAUGCUCUGUACGACCAUUUACUUUCUAGCUUUUGAUAUACGACCUUUUGUUCUUCGCAGCU